GCCUCCUAGAGCGCAGAAUCGACGGAGGGUCGCGAAUGUCGGCUGGACGGACGGACGGAUAGAUGGCCGGUUGAUCGGAGGGGAAUGAAACGCUAUUGCAUCGCUAAAUAUAAUACUGCGAGGCACGCGUUUCUAGUACUGUGAGUAUUGUAUUAUACGCGGCACGGGGACGGCAUGACGGCGAUCAUCGUUUAAGACCAUUCGACGUGUAUAUCAUCGUCUUCAUCGCCUUUGACGGUAAUCGCACGGAUACCGCGAACACCGCGUAUCUCUAAAAGCGGCCGGUGGAAAACGGGGUGGUGAAGGGGGGUUUUCCCAGGCAGAAGUGUCAGCAAAUAAGGAUCCGCAAAAAUGAGUAUCCAGAAGCCUGAAGAUCUUUUAUCGGUGGUUAUAUCAACUGAUCUUCCAUCAUCUCCGAAUUCCCGACAGCUAUUUAUAAAUCAGGAUCAACAGGACGAAGAAGCUUCUGAUUGCCCUUUAUUAACACCAAGUCCACCACCUAUCCAAACAGACAAAACUCUACAGUCAGCGCCGAUAUUUAAUACUCUGGAAGGAGCCUCACUGGAAACGAUACCUACGCCGACGCUUGAAAAUAUUAAUACGGAAGACGGACUUAACUUCAUGAAUAUAGUGAAUAGUUCGAGCAAGCCUUUGAACGAUGAGCCGAGUUCACGUGAUCCCAUGUUGGAAUCUACUAGCAGCAGCGGUAGCAGCAGCGACACAAAUGAACCCGUUUGCGCUCAAUUAUUAACACAGUUAAAUACUGCCUAUCAACAUCUUGCACCGGAUGCUCAAGCUUUAUUUUACAACCAGGAGAACGGUGGCAAGCCACCGCUCGUUGGGAUUCAGUUAGUGGUGCCGAAACCGCCCAAAGAUUAUCGUUUUAUGAAAUGGAACUGGCCAUUGAUACGAAAAACGUGCUACUGGUCGCUGAUGUCGAUCUUGACUGGAUGCGCCGCCCUCGUUAUCGGUGUUAUCGCUACGAUGCCCAAGAAGUGCGACCCAUCGGUGGAAUGGUGGCAAGGUAGCACCUUUUACGAGAUAUUUCCAGCGUCUUUUCAAGACUCGAUGAAAGGCGCCGACGGGAUUGGCGAUCUGCGCGGAAUAACCAUGCGGUUGGACUACUUAAAGGGGCUCGGAGUGCGAGCCAUUCGACUAAAUUCCAUAUUUCCCGCCUCGCACUAUCCGGAGUAUUACUCGAAUAUCAGUAACAUGACGGACGUGAAUAGAGAGCUGGGUACGCUGGAGGACUUCUCCGUUCUCGUGCGCGAGGUCCACAGGCGAAAUAUGAGCUUGAUACUUGAUCUGCCUCUAUAUCCGUUCGUGAAGAGCGACCAAGCGGCAGCUGUUGCAAAAGUGAACGAGACCGAACAAACGUUCCGGGAUAAGCGAGAUGCUGCGAACGACGUAAUCAAUCGCGAAGUACUGCCGCCUGUGCCACCUGCCUCGGUUGAAGCUCUCCGUGAUGUUUUAUCGUCCGUGCCACCGCCGUUGGAAGAAACGAGGAGAUCGACACUUUCGCCUGGUCAUUCAAAUCGCCAACUGGAACACCCUGUUAGCAAGGCCAUAAAGAUUUGGCAGCAGAGAGGCGUGGACGGAUUCUAUCUGAAGGGUUUGGAGCAUUACGUUAACGAGAACACGUUUGCGAGCGAUCUCAGAUACUGGAGGUUCCUCCUGCAUCCGAGCAAUAUUCUGAUGUGUCACGUGAAUGUCUUGGACGCUGCCACCUCCGUCGUUGCGAAGAACUCCAUUCUGUCCAGAAUAGAUUUAAUCGAUGUAACUCUUCAUCUGGCGAACAGCACCAAGAACAUAAAGGCGCAAAUUGAGAGCAUUACGAAGGGUGUAUUUUUCGAAAAAGCCGCUUAUCCGUGGAUACACUGGUCUGUCGGCGGCGUGGACACAAACAGAGUGACUUCCACCUUAGGCGUCAGGAACGCCAGUGUGACGGCUUCUCUCCUCAACAUGAUGCUACCCGGGUCACCGAGUAUAUUCUACGGAGAUGAGAUAGGCAUUGAAGACUGCGAGUGUCAGGAUCACAAGGAUUUGGCGCAUGUGCACAAUUUAGUUCCUAUGUAUUGGGAAAAAAAGGACGGCGAUAGCAGUUUCUCGUCUAUAGGGAUUACAACCUGGUUGCCGGAAGCUGAGAAACCAGUGGAAACCAGUUUGAAGGGCACCGUUUCAGCAAUGGCAAAACUAAGGAUGGAAACGACACCGAUUUACGUUAAGGCGGUACUAAGAGAUAAUCAAAUUUCGGCGAAUUGUGAUAUUAGGUAUGUAGAAGAUGAAAUGAUCGUGAUUGAGCGAUGGUAUCCACGAAGAAAUUCUUAUGUGUUUGUAGCCAAUUUUGGUAACGAAACGCGCAAAAAGGAUUUGUCAUUCCUUUAUUAUGGCGGUCAUGUUGUUGUAGGACCAAAUUACAGAAUAAAUCGGGAAGUGUACUUCAAAGAACUUAGUGUACCGCCGGGAGAAGCGUUUAUUAUAAAAUUAGAUAAGUGAAAGCCUUGAUUAUGAAAUUAAUUUAGUGUUGAAUUAAAUCUUUAUUUUUUACUUUUAUCACAUGAAACAAUCGCUAGUGUCACUUGAACAUCAUUAAGAAUGUGGAUAUCUUGCAACGAAACAUUUGUACAAAAUUUUUAUAAAAUUUUUCUACAAAAUUUUAACAAUGAAAUUUUCUAAUUAUAAAACAACCAAAAGUAGAGAACUCUUGGUGAAUACUUUAGAGAUGGAAAUGAAGAACAGUAUUAUUUUUCUUGUAUUAUCAUUUUAUUAAUUGCAAGAAUGGACUUUUAAAGAAUUUGAAGUCUGUUUUAUUGUUAGUUACCAAGGCAUAAUAUCGAAAAUUAAGAAGUAGUAAAGAAUUUAUCUAAUCAAAAUUUUAUGAUAUCAGUAAUAUAUAUCUGUCAGUGAGAAAUUUUAUUAUUAUAUGUACUAUAAAGUAAUAUUUGUAAAUUUAAUUAUAUAUAUAUGAAAAUAUUAGACUUUUACAACGAAUUGUUACGCAUAUCAUCCACAUUAUGCUGAUAAUGCGAUUUUGUCUUUGUGAUUUUUUAAGAUGCAGCUAUUGUUGUAUUUAUUCUGAUUCUAGAAAUGCCAACAAAAAAAUAAGAAAUCCUAUCUUAUAUUCUACAGUUUUUUUUAUAAUAGAAUCAAAAAUUACUGUGCAAUAUAAUACAUUGUGACAAAACUGUUCACUAUUGUGACACUGCAUGUCUAUUUGUAGUAUGUUAAAACACUAUAAAAAUUUUUUAUUUAUUUAAAGUAUUAUUUUGAAUAGCCAUUUUGGUUACUUAAACAAUAUACUAUUAUAUCAUUUAAACGUGUUUAUCUUUGACAUCGAAUCGUACAAUACACGUACAAUUAUACAGUUUUUGGAUAAUUAUAUAGAAUAGAAAGAUUAAAUUAUAUUGGAUAUAUAUCUUUAUGGACUGUGUGAAUGCAAAGAA
Messenger RNA from Linepithema humile (Argentine ant), 3443 nucleotides. Its product is annotated as maltase A2-like. Lineage: Eukaryota; Metazoa; Arthropoda; Insecta; Hymenoptera; Formicidae. The record is from RefSeq and is a predicted model, not a curated record. Gene Ontology annotation, biological process: carbohydrate metabolic process.